This is a messenger RNA of Blumeria graminis f. sp. triticale, 1734 nucleotides long. NCBI's taxonomy places the organism in Eukaryota, Fungi, Ascomycota, Leotiomycetes, Helotiales, Erysiphaceae. The record is from the annotation of a GenBank genome assembly.
AUGUCAUCAAACAAAGAUUCAGUUGUAAAAACUUGGUGGAAAGAAGCAUCUGUCUAUCAAAUUUAUCCCGCCUCUUUCAAAGACUCAAAUGGCGAUGGUCUUGGCGAUAUACCUGGUAUCAUUUCCAAGCUUGAUUACAUCGAAUCACUAGGUAUCGAUAUCAUAUGGAUAUGCCCAAUUUUUGAUAGCCCUCAGGUAGAUGUUGGUUAUGACAUUUCAAACUAUAAAGAUAUAUAUCCUCCAUAUGGUACACUCGCCGAUGUGAAAGAGUUAAUCGAGAAGUGCCAUAAGCGUGGUAUUAAAGUUUUAAUGGAUCUUGUGGUAAAUCAUACAAGUGACCAGCAUCGGUGGUUCCAAGCAGCAAAAGAGAGUAAGGUCAAUGAGUAUCGUGAUUUCUAUAUCUGGCGAAAGCCCAAGUUUGGACAGAAUGGAGAGCGUCAGCCGCCAAACAACUGGGCUGCUGCGUGGGGAGGGAGUGCAUGGCAGUAUGACGAAGCUUCUGAUGAGUAUUAUCUUCAUCUCUUCGCCCCUGAGCAACCUGAUCUUAAUUGGGAUAAUCCUGCUGUCCGAAAAGCAGUUCACGAUAUUAUAAUAUUUUGGCUUAAAGCUGGUGCAGAUGGGUUCAGGAUGGAUGUGAUCAACUUCAUCAGCAAGGAUACUGAGUUUCCAGAUGCCGAAGUAACACGGAAAGAUACAAAAUGGCAGUCCGGUCACAAGCAUUUUGCUUGCGGUCCAAGGCUUCAUGAAUACCUCCUUGAGAUCGGCCAAAUACUGAAAGAGUAUAACGCUUUUUCAGUCGGUGAGAUGCCCUAUGUGGAUGAUCCCAAAGAGAUCAUUAAAGCUGUUCGAUCUGAUAGAGAUGAGCUAAAUAUGAUUUUCCACUUUGAGAUAGUUGACAUGGACCACGGGGAGCGUGGGAAAUUCUCGCCCCGUCAAUGGAAGAUGUCAACUCUUAAAGAAAUUGUCAACAAGUGGCAGCAAUUCAUGAUCUCCAAUGAUGGAUGGAAUGCCCUAUAUCUAGAAAACCAUGACCAGAGUCGUAUGGUUUCUCGGUGGGGCUGUGACUCUCCAGAAAACCGAACAGAUUGUGCAAAGAUGUUCGCAACGUUUUUAGCUUUACAAAGCGGGACUGUCUUCAUAUAUCAAGGGCAAGAGCUUGGCAUGAUAAAUAUUCCUCUAGAGAGAGAAGUUAAAGAAUAUCGUGACCUUGAAACUAUCAACGCUUGGAAUGAUAUGAUGCGUGACUUUCCUGAAGACAAAAAGCUCCACGACAUUGUCAAGAAAGAGAUACAGAAGAAAUCGCGUGACAAUGCACGGACUCCAAUGCAGUGGGAUGCAACUACAUAUGCUGGAUUUUCGACUACUAAGCCUUGGCAGCGAGAGAAUGAGAGCUACACUUCCAUAAACGCUGCCGCUCAGGUUGGGAACCCAACGAGUGUUUAUGAGUACUGGGCUUCGUUACUACGUUUGCGCAAGACUUACAAGGAUGUGCUUGUCUACGGCGACUUUCAACUCAUUGAUUCCGAUAAUGAUAACAUCUUUGCAUACCUUCGUACUUCUACAGAUAAAAAGGUAUUAGUUCUCGCCAACUUUCGACCAUUUAAUGUUACAUGGAAGAAGCCGGAUGGUCUCGGCGCAUUAGGACCAAUCCUAAUUGAAAAUGAAACUACAGAUAUCAAAAGCGAGUGCCUAACUCUUAAGCCCUUCCAAUCGUUUGCGUGCUUUGUGGAGUAG